This is a messenger RNA of Penicillium antarcticum, 2055 nucleotides long. RefSeq names its product C6 finger domain protein. Bases 1 to 2055 code for a protein of 684 amino acids. Gene Ontology annotation, molecular function: zinc ion binding; DNA-binding transcription factor activity, RNA polymerase II-specific. The record is from RefSeq and is a predicted model, not a curated record. Gene Ontology annotation, cellular component: nucleus. Gene Ontology annotation, biological process: regulation of DNA-templated transcription. The transcript has 3 exons. Lineage: Eukaryota; Fungi; Ascomycota; Eurotiomycetes; Eurotiales; Aspergillaceae.
AUGACUACCCAGCCACAUACCCCUAAUCCUCCUCGGCCAAAGAAGACCAAGGACAAGAAGAUCUUCAGCUGCCAUGCGUGCCGACGGCGCAAACUCAAAUGUGAUCGAUUUGAUCCAUGCGGAGCAUGCCAGGCACGCGGGGAGGGAGAUCGAUGUACGUGGGAAGAAGGGCAGAGACCGGAGCGACACCAUUGUGAAAGUCUCGAACACCUUCCUAAAAUGAUCUCAAACUUGAGCAAAGAAGUCCAAGAACUCAAAUUGCUGAACUCGAGUAUCAUGGAGAACUUUCGUGGCAAAGGUACAGAUGCCAUGGCAGACACUGCUUUGAUGACACCCGAGCCACGGCCUCAUUCAAAUGGAGGACUCUCCUAUAAUCACAAUAGUCAGUGGGGUUCCAAACUAUCAGAACCCCAUCAAUGGACCACGUUUGAGUUGAUGACGCUGCUCCCUGCAAGCCCCCUUCUCUGGGGUUUAGUUUCACAUUAUGUUAGUCUUUCCUACAUUCUUCCGGAGAUCUCUUCUUCCGCCUCACUCACGGGCUUUAUCGAUGUCCAUCAACUCAUUAAUGACGUUGAAGAAGUCGAAAAUAUCCGUCAAGCAUUUGACAUGAGCCAAGCCUGUAAGGCACUCCAGAUAAAAGUAUCCCGCAUCAUAUCAUGCGCCAGCCUCGCCGUCGUGGACUUGGAUCUAGCCAAGGCACAAGAGCUAGGAAUUGAAGCAUAUGAAAUUGAUGCUUUGAUUCGUGAUUUAUAUCGGAAGGCACGGAUGCUCAUUACACCAACUGAUGCAGACAUGAUUUCUACUACAUCACUAUCAACUACAACAACAUCCUCAAUUUCCAGCAUUCACAACACUCUCGACCAGAGUUCAAACAACGUGGCUAUCUCACAAACACCGCCUCCAACCAGCUACGAUCCAACUCUGCUCGGGGUAGUAUCUAUCAAGAUCCUCCUUCUUCUCACAGCGCGAUCUUUUGCAGCACCCUCUGAAUAUCUCAAGCUCCAUCUAGACGCCAUCUCAUCGGCAAUAGACGUGUCCCUGGAUUCAGCCGGUAGUCCAGACAUGUCACCCGCUGAGAGCGAAUUGCGCUGGCAGUUAUGGUCCACGCUAUGUGUAAUGGACUGGUCAUCCCCAGGCAUAUAUCACCACGGUAGCUACUUCAUUCGCUCAGAGAUGCUCAGAGAUCCUCCAUCACCAUCACCAGUCGCCGAUGACAGCAAUGCAAUGUCCCUAGACCGUCUCCAACAAACGCGCCAUUAUCUGGAGUACUCACUUGGACUCGCACAUCUGGCCCGGCGCGCAGAGAAUUGUAUUCUACGAACAGGACCCGUACUACCAUCUCAGGCAGCGGACCUCUGCGCCGAAUUAGAUAACUUCGAUCACAACCUAAGUUUCUAUCAACUACUUGGAAGCGCAAGUUCUACUUCUGAAGGUCGGACUAGCCCAUCGUCCAACGGAGCCACAUGGCUGGCCAGAGAAAGCAUCAAACACUCAGCUCGUCACGCCACUCAGGUCCAGAAGAUGCACCUCAGCCUCGAGCUCGGACUUAUUCGAUUCAAAAUCUUCCGGCACGAGGCAUUUCACCUGCUGCACGAGCCCUCAACUGCAGCUCCAUUGCGACUUAUGUGUCUGGAUGCCUGUAUGGAUGCAUGCAUCCUCGUUCUAUCUCUAUGCCGCCGCCUUGGGAACGGGGAGGCUAUCAUAGAUCGUGUUCCGGAUAUCUUUGAGGUUGCCAAUCGACCCUGUACGGGGAGCUUGCGUCGCGUUUUACAGCCUGCCUCGGCGGCUGCACUGGUUGGACAGGUGCUGCUGCAUGAAUCUCGGUCUGCUGAUGGAAUGGUAACACGGCCUGAUCAGCCUGUACCUCCUGGGCGGGACUUCUUUGCUUUUGCAGGUGGCUUUAAGAACAACUGGGCAGUUCCUGCUAGGUUGAGUGAAGAGAAGGUUAGUGUCUUGCAGUGGCAUGUCAAUACGGUAUUGUCGCUGCUGGAGGCGAUGCGUGGGACUUCUUCAUUGGCAAGGUCUAAGUUGGGGUUACAUAUGCAAUGUAUGUGA